Messenger RNA from Cavia porcellus (domestic guinea pig), 1163 nucleotides. RefSeq names its product chromosome unknown C11orf98 homolog (gene CUNH11orf98). Lineage: Eukaryota; Metazoa; Chordata; Mammalia; Rodentia; Caviidae. The transcript has 4 exons. The record is from RefSeq and is a predicted model, not a curated record. Bases 197 to 793 code for a protein of 198 amino acids.
ACCUGAAACCAAGAAAAAAGGGAGUGAGCGCCCGGGCCCUGGGCCUCGCUCUUGAGUCUGUCGCAGCGCCAGAGGAUAGAACCGGCAGACGGGACGCCGCCGGCACCGAAGACAUGACGCCGAGGGAGCCGGAGCCCCUUCUUUUGCCUCCGUACAUAACGGGGAACGGGACUGCACGCCCGGUCUCCGCCAAGAAAUGGAGGGUCUCAUCUGGAAACCCCCCCACCCCCAGCCACCAGUAGAUCUCAUCUUACCUGGUGGACAUUGCAGUCAGAAAGGAAACAAGACCCUCCGGUUUGCCUUAUAUAUCCGCCCCGAGCGGCGAUUGGUCUGCAGGGGCCGGGGGCGGGACCUGCGUACAACCAGACCGGAAGGGCAGGUCGGUAGGGAGCGGAAGAACGGCGUCCUGAGAGUCAGAGAGGUUAUGGCUCCGGGCGGGAAGAUCAACCGGCCGCGCACGGAGUUGAAGAGGAAGCUGUUCAAGCGCCGGCGGUUGCUGGGCCGGGCGCGGCGGCUGCGGCGCAGGGUGGUCGGGGCCGUGGUGGACGCGGGGCUGACCACGCGGCACCAUCUACGGAAGCGCGCGUCCAGUGCGCGGGCCAACAUCACCCUGUCGGGGAAGAAGCGCAGGAAGCUCCUGCAGCAGAUCCGGCUAGCCCAGAAGGAGAAGGCAGCCAUGGAAGUGGAAGCCCCCUCAAAGCCAGCCAGGACCAGAGAGCCACAGGCCAAGCAACAGAAGAAAAUGACAGCUCCCCAGGAUGUUGACAUGUUGGAUCUGGAGGAUGGGAGCUGAAGUUUUCACUUCUUCCAGUAGAACAUUUUCACCUGCAAAUGGAAGGUUGGAUGAGUGUUUGAGAUGACUUUGGAGACAGCAUUUCCUCCUUCACUCUUCCAUAGUCUCCCUCCAUAGCGGCUGGUGGACUCUGCUGCUGGCAGAGAUGUGGAAGAGGGCAUAGAAGCAAGAUGGCAGAGGGACCUGUGGAGCAGUUGCCUCCAUUUGUAAUGAAGCCUAAGAGCCAGCUAUGGUUGGCACAUCUGUCAUCCCAGCACUUGGCAGGCUGAUGCAGAGAAAUUGUGUGGAAUUCAAGGUUAGCCUGAACUACAUAGGGAGGUCCUGUUUCAAAAAUAAAUAAGUGAAAAAAAAAUAAAUGAAAUAAACCCAA